ACCUUCAUGCUUUCCGUUCCCACUUUUCUCGAAUUUUCUCUCGAAUUUGUGGCGACGAGGAGAGAAUUGAUUUGACAGUUUGGUUGGAACGUGGUUUUCGUCUUCGUACUGCAGAAAUCGCGGCUGUUUUCUGAGAGGAUAAUGUCGUCGGAGUUUUCCGGUGGUGUGCCGGGAUUUUUCGCCGGUAGAUCCGGCGGUAACGGUACCAGUCUCAACCCGCAGCAGCAAUUUCCUCUUCGAUCGCCGUUGUCGGGAAUUGCGCCGGACGCUGGAGUGCAGAUCCGGGGGCCGGAAAUGAUUGGGAAGAGAUCGUUGGCAGAGUUUCAGCAGCAGCAGGGUGAACAAGGAGGAUUAGGGUUCUAUCUCCGGAACGUGAAGUCGAGGACGAAUUACCAUCAUGAAUCUCCUAUAUCACCGCUGUCUAUGGCGGAUUUGUCGCCGGUUCCGUUCAUUUCGCAGAAUAUAGCAUCGGUUUCAAAUUCCGGUAACCGGCGGUAUGGCCUUCCUGUUCUUCAGCCAAGCAGGGUACAUCCUUUGACUCAUUUAAAUAGAGCAGUUAACAAUGCGUCUGCUGGUGUUCUCUUGCCAAAUACGGCCGGUAAUGCCGGCGCGAGCCUGGAUUCGGAGGUUUUGGGGGAGGAAUCGGAGAAGAAAAUGAUGAGCCAUCGGUUACAGGAGCUGGAGAAGGAGCUGCUGGAAGAUGGAGACGAUGAGGAAGCAGCUUCGGUGGUUACCAACAGCGAGUGGUCGGAGACGAUCCAGAAUCUGAUUGAUCCGGCGAGACGGCGCGUUUCUCUAUCUCCGACUUCAUCUUCUUCGUCCUCAUGUUCAUCCACUUCAACUUCUCCGAUUACCUGCACCAAACAGCACUUCGUUGACGCAGCCGCUGCUAUUUCCGAAGGAAAAUUCGACAUCGCCGCCGAAAUCCUCGCGCGUCUGCAGCAGAUUGCGAAUCCGAGAGGCACGGCGGAGCAGAGGCUCACGACUUACAUGGUCGCAGCUCUGAAGUCGCGUCUGAACUCAACGGAAUAUUCCGUCGCGGCCUCCGAGCUAUACGGUAAAGAACACAUGCUUUCAAUCCAAAACCUCUACGAUGCUUCGCCGUGCUUUAAGCUCGGUUUCAUGGCGGCCAAUCUCGCUAUCCUCGAGGCGACGGAGCAGGUAUCUCGGAGCAUUCACGUCGUCGAUUUGGAUAUCGGUCAAGGCGGACAGUACGUGCAUUUGCUCCACGCGCUGGCGGGGAAAACCGCCGGGGACUCACGCGCCGCCGCAUUGAAGAUAACCACCUUCUCCGACCUCUCCGCCGGCAGCGAAGAGAGGCUGAGAAACGUCGGAGAAGUUCUGAAAGCCUCCGCCUCAAAAAUCGGCGUCGGCUUGAAAUUCUCCGUUGUCAACUUCAACAUUCGCGAACUGAGCCGCGAGAAUUUAGGAAUUGAUCGGAGCGAAACCCUAGCCGUAAAUCUGGCGUUCAAAUUGUACAGGCUGCCGGACGAGAGCGUGACGACGGAGAAUCUGAGAGACGAACUCCUCCGCAGCGUGAAGCAGUUAUCUCCGGCGGUGAUGACGGUGGUGGAGCAGGAGAUGAACGGCAACACCGCCCCUCUGACGGUCCGAGUGCGUGAGGCCUGCGAGCACUACGGCGCUCUAUUUGAAUCCCUGGAGGCGACGGUGGCGCGGGAGAGCUCGGAGCGGGCGAGGAUCGAGGCGGCGGUGGGGCGGAGGAUGGGGAACGCGGUGGCGUGCGAGGGCAGGGAGCGCGUGGAGAGAUGCGAGGUGUCGGGGAAGUGGCGGGCCAGGAUGCGGAUGGCCGGGUUUGAGGCGAUUCCGAUGAGUCAAGUCGUGGGGGAAUCGCUGCGGGCGAAACUCAACUCGGGGACACGUGUCAACCCGGGAUUCACCGUGAGCCAGCAAUCUGGAAGCUUGUGCUUCGGGUGGAUGAGUCGAAUCCUGACCGUCGCGUCAGCCUGGUGUUAAACACUACACUACACUUGUCCGACAUGACUACUCUGCUCUUAAAUUAAUUCUAAUAUUAUUAAUAAUUUCGAUUAAUAAUAUUAAUAUAUAUAUAUAUAUUUUGCAUUUUUGCUGUAUUUUUAAUUUUCUACGUUGGUGCGACUACAUAAUUUUAUUUUGGAGAAAAAAAAUCAAAAUCAAUGUAUAUAUUUAUUUCACUUUUUUUGUUAAGUGUUUUGUUAUUAAGGUUCAAUUGGGUGUAGAGUU
This is a messenger RNA of Andrographis paniculata, 2220 nucleotides long. RefSeq names its product scarecrow-like protein 8. The record is from RefSeq and is a predicted model, not a curated record. Gene Ontology annotation, cellular component: nucleus. Gene Ontology annotation, biological process: regulation of DNA-templated transcription. The transcript has a single exon. NCBI's taxonomy places the organism in Eukaryota, Viridiplantae, Streptophyta, Magnoliopsida, Lamiales, Acanthaceae. Gene Ontology annotation, molecular function: DNA-binding transcription factor activity; sequence-specific DNA binding. The coding region runs from base 142 to 1974 and encodes 610 amino acids.